Pseudomyrmex gracilis is the source of this 4431-nucleotide messenger RNA. It is a transcript of the gene gish, whose product is annotated as casein kinase I. Gene Ontology annotation, molecular function: ATP binding; protein serine/threonine kinase activity. The coding region runs from base 177 to 1610 and encodes 477 amino acids. NCBI's taxonomy places the organism in Eukaryota, Metazoa, Arthropoda, Insecta, Hymenoptera, Formicidae. The record is from RefSeq and is a predicted model, not a curated record. The transcript has 10 exons. Gene Ontology annotation, biological process: peptidyl-serine phosphorylation; signal transduction; endocytosis. Gene Ontology annotation, cellular component: cytoplasm; plasma membrane; nucleus.
UCGUCGUCGUCGUCGUCGCCGUCGUCGUCGACGACGGUAUUGCCAUUGUUAUUCCUCAUCAUCAUUGUGACGGAUAUUAUUCAAGCAAGUGCGAUAAAACAUUGGAUAGUUCGAUCACAUAUAUAUCGGAUAAUUAAUUAAUAUCCGCAACCGUGGAUACCAACGACCGGUACGAGAUGCAGAAGCGGGAUGGCAGAGACAAUCGCGGCGACAAGGAGCUCGGACCACGCGGCUCCGAUCAAGAAGUCGUCAAGCGGCCUUCCAAGGGCAGCGGUAAUGCACGCCCGGAAAAAUCGAACGUUCAUUCCCGGCACAGCCUCAUUACCUCGUCGUCCGGCGUGCUCAUGGUCGGUCCGAACUUCCGAGUUGGCAAGAAAAUCGGCAGCGGUAACUUCGGAGAACUUCGACUAGGGAAGAACCUGUACAAUAAUGAGCACGUAGCAAUUAAACUAGAACCAAUGAAGUCAAAGGCUCCACAGCUACACUUAGAAUAUAGGUUUUACAAAUUAUUAGGUACACAUGAGGGUAUACCGGAGGUGUAUUACUUCGGCCCAUGCGGCAAGUACAACGCCCUGGUGAUGGAGCUUCUCGGACCGAGCCUCGAGGAUUUGUUCGAUCUCUGUGGCAGAAGGUUCACCCUUAAGACCGUUCUCAACAUUGCUACGCAGCUCCUCCAUAGGAUAGAAUAUGUUCAUACACGGCAUUUGAUAUACCGCGACAUCAAGCCGGAAAAUUUUCUGAUAGGACGAAUUUCUGGCAAGCGAGAAAACGUAAUACACAUCAUUGAUUUCGGAUUAGCCAAAGAAUAUAUAGACUUGGAGACGAAUAAACACAUACCGUAUCGAGAGCACAAGAGUCUCACCGGCACGGCGCGUUAUAUGAGCAUUAACACUCAUCUCGGCAAAGAGCAAAGCAGAAGGGACGACCUGGAGGCCUUAGGUCACAUGUUUAUGUACUUCCUGCGUGGUAGUUUGCCGUGGCAAGGGCUGAAAGCCGACACAUUAAAGGAGCGCUACCAGAAGAUUGGCGAUACAAAACGCGCCACACCGAUCGAAGUGCUUUGCGACGGUCAUCCCGAGGAGAUGGCAACAUAUUUGCGUUACGUACGCAGGCUGGAUUUCUUCGAAACGCCGGAUUACGAGUACUUGAGGAAACUUUUCCACGAUUUGUACGAGCGACGUGGUUUUGUUAACGAUGGCGAAUUUGAUUGGACCGGCAAAACGAUGUCCACGCCCGUCGGAUCUCUUCAAACCGGCCAGGAGAUCAUCGUGUCACCAAAUCGCGAUAGGCACCCGACCACUUAUAAGGACAUGGCAGGUGGAGGGGUGGGAAGCGGGGGCGGUAAGGGGGUGGGUACUACGUGGCCAGAUACGGUGAAGCAAUCAGGAGCCGGUGGUACAUUGACACCUGCUGACAGGCACGGUUCCGUACAGGUUGUGUCGUCAACUAAUGGAGAAUUAGCUAAUGAUGAUCCGACUGCUGGCCACUCCAACACACCCAUCACGGCGCCUCAGGAAGUGGAUAUGAUCGACGAAACCAAUGUUUGCUUUAUUUCCAGAUGCUGUUGCUUCUUCAAACGCAAGAAGAAGAAAAGUGGAAGGCAGAAAUGACUGUCUGUUACUGUUGGUCUCGGUGGGACAAUAGAGUGCGCGGGUAAUAGUGUCGACGAGCAGCCUGAAGGAGUAGCUACCGGUGCACGCGACGAAGCCGCCGCGACGUUGAAAACGGGUAGACGCGGCGUGCGAACGGGACCGAGUGCAGCAGGUAGUACUGCUAGCACCACCGAUCCUGAGAGAGAAGCCGUUACCCUGUUGCGUGUCGGCAGCCGCUCUGCAUCUCGAGACUCGGUGCUGCACACCACUGUCACGAUGACGCCAACGCCGACCCCGCCGCCAUUGUCGAACUGAACCAUCACCAACACCGCUACUAUUACACGCAACUAUCUUAGUAUUGUGUCGCUAUUAUUAUCAUUAGUUUGACGGUUAAGCGACUCAAUCAAGAUUGUGAAAAUGAAGCUGCUUUUCCUCUGGCCAAUCGAACUUUUCGGCAAAGCGGACUCGCUGACGACGAUUCUCCUCCUCGAUCUACUGUAUCUGGAAUUUUGUGGUACUUUUGUUGUUACUACGUGGUAUGAUUAGAAUUGGUUUAGCUAAUGUCUGUGUUACGGUAAGAGAGUUUCGCAUGACCGAUUGGCCGAUUGUCGCGGCGUUACUUAAACCUUAGAUUUACGAAAAACUUGAUACAUUGAUACCGAAAAAAUCUUUAUAGGAAGUUAACAAGUCCUUUUUAUCACAACCCGCUCUUUUUAUUUUUCCAUACACGGUACGUAAAAUAAAUCUACGAAGUACAUCUGUACAGGUGGAGAAAGAAAUAGCUAUAUUAGUAUUGUAUGUUAAAUACGAAGUUAAAGUUUUCCUAACGGGGGAAACACAUUUAAUCGCUGGUCUCCGAUCAAUGAAGUAAUAAAGUUACAAUUUUAUCGGAUUGAAAUGUAUUUUUAUGUACUUUGCUCGUUAUUAUGAAAUAUUGCAAUGUGAAACAUUCAUCAACAAAUACACAGGAUCGAUUUGUCUUAUAUAUCCGCGCCGAAGAACUGAAUGAAUUCAAUUAUUAUUCUAUAAUAAAAAUUCUUUUUGUCGCUAGAGUAAAGUUUUCACUUUAAAGUUAAUAUUCAAUUUCAAUUGAAUAUCUCAUCACAUUGUAGAUGUGCAUGGUAUGCAUUUUAUAAAUUUCGUUCAAUUCAGCUAUACUUUCUCUUUUUCCUGUCAUGGCAAAUAAAAUGAUGAAUGACUUUCUGUGGCCUUGAGCUACUGAUUGCAGUCAAGACGUUGGCGAAUCCCACUUACCUACUUACUGAAUAAAUCCUCUCAUUUAGCCAAGAAAGAUGACCUCGUACUAUUAUUAUUGCAUACUAUUGUCAUAAUUACGUUUUUUCUUGUUACUAUUCGCUACUCGCUACUAUUUCUAUUUGCUGCUAUUGUUGCUACUACUAUUAUUAUAAAAUAAUUAGUCUCUAUAUUAUUACCUUAUUUCAUCAUUAUUAAUAUUAUUAUUAUUAAGUUGGUUCACGCUCGUGCUUAUCAUCAUCAUUGUCAUCAUCAUCAUCAUCAUCCAUCAUUGUUAUUAUUUUCAUUUUUUAUUAUCUUUAUUAUUUCUUACAUUCGCGUUUAUUGAUCACGAUUUUAUCGAUAUCGACGUCAUUAUAUUGACAUGUUGCUAUUGACUGAGAACGGUCGUCGGCUGUGACGGUGGCCAGAAACAGUUCAUUACCGGUGAUAACAAACCGGAUCGCAUCCUCAUUAUAAAGAAAUAAGAAGGAAUUGAGAAAGAGAGAGAGAGAAAAGAUGUUAAGAGAACUGUUUGUGCCUACAACUUUCUUGUACUACGCGGGUACUUUUUCAUUCGUGUUGUGCAAUGGACACGCAUUGGCAAAAUUCGUGCGAUCGUAUGUAUACUACGAAUUAUAAAUGAAUUAAAGCUAUUAUAGAUCUCAUUGUAUUAUCACAGCUCUACACAAGAUAAAAUCGAGCAUUGUAUUCCCGAAUUUGUUGCAAUUGAGACUUCGAUUGUUAAUCCGGAUUAUAAUCCUCUGAAAGACGUGAAACUGAAAACUUGAAGAUGCGCGAAAUUGAAAAUCUCAAUUUUUCUAACCGACUUUUGAGAGUAAUAUCGAAAUAGAUAAGUGCUCCGUAUAGUUUCGCUCUUUAUGUACAAUUUAAAUUCAUUUCAUUGGAAUGUGUUAUGAGUCACAAGAAUAUGAUUGAAGUGUUACGAAUUAUAGAAAUAUACAUGAAAUACAUAAAAUGUAUGUUGUAUGUGAAGUGAAAAUUGAGUUCCACAGUUUUUAUUAUCAUAUCUUUUAAUUUUAGUUUUGUUUCUUACGCAUUUUUUUUAAAUCUGAAAUACACAAAUUCUGAUUCUGAACAAUGAAUGUUUAUACCGUACAUGUUUUUUUGUAAAAGUAUUUUGUUUGUACAUAUACAUAUGUGCGUAUGCACAGACAGGUUCAAAAAUCAGUGUCCCAAGCUGUGUAGAUUCGUCUAGUGCUUAUCGAAGUAAACAAGAACGUGUAGAUAAACAAGCGUAGAAGUCAAUGGUUUUCAUGUUAUAAAAUAUGUAUUGAUGCAUCUAUCUAAAGUGUUCUGUUUAGUAGCGAUUAUUGUCAAUUAAUCUUGUCUGCUGACAAUGAAACUGACAGUCAUGCAAAAAAAAGUCUGUUAUAACAAACUAAUAUGUUUUUUUAUUACUAGAAAACUCGCGUGCACUAUCAGUUUUUUAUUUAUUUGAAUGAAUAUUAUUUUGUAUACGUCUAAGAAGCGGAACAUUGACAGAACACUGUGUGUGCGGACGCCCUGUGUUGUAUAUAUGUAUGUGUACAUGCUAUAUAUAGAUACGCGUAAUAUAAAUAUUUUGGUAUUUGUAAAAAUAUAU